AAUAAUAAUAAAAAAAAAAAAUCUUCCCUCUAUGCGACAGGACAAGUGUACAAUCAAAAUACAGCAGAGGGAAUCUCCUCUAUUUGGAUCGCCCACUUCACGUUCAAGAAUCUCCUACAACCGAACUGCUGGGCAUUGUACAUUUUACCGUAUUGUUGUUGUAAAUGGGUGAAGGAGAAGAGAAAUGGUGUGUGGUGACUGGUGGAAGAGGCUUUGCUGCUCGGCAUUUAGUGGAAAUGCUGAUUCGUUAUGAAAUCUAUCAUGUCCGCAUUGCCGAUUUGGGUCCGUCCAUUAAACUUGAGCCUGCUGAGGAAAAGGGUAUACUUGGUCAAGCCCUCCAAUCAGGCCGUGCUGUGUAUGUAUCCAUGGAUCUUCGUAACAAAUCCCAAGUCCUCAAAGCUUGUGAAGGAGCUGAGGUUGUCUUCCACAUGGCUGCUCCAGAUUCAUCAAUCAACAACCACCAGCUCCACUAUUCAGUUAAUGUGCAAGGAACCCAGAAUAUAAUUGAUGCUUGCAUUGAGCUGAAAGUGAAAAGACUUAUUUACACCAGCUCUCCCAGUGUGGUGUUUGAUGGAGUUCAUGGAAUUCUAAAUGGGGAUGAAUCACUGCCAUAUCCUGCUAAGCAUAAUGAUUUCUACUCUGCAACCAAAGCUGAAGGAGAGGCACUUGUUAUCAAGUCAAAUGGUACCAAAGGGCUGCUGACAUGCUGCAUUAGACCUAGCAGUCUUUUUGGCCCUGGUGAUAGGCUGCUCGUCCCUUCACUAGUUGCAGCUGCAAAGGCAGGAAAAUCGAAGUUCAUUAUUGGUGAUGGCAACAACAUGUAUGAUUUCACUUACGUGGAGAAUGUAGCACAUGCUCAUGUGUGUGCAGAACGAGCUCUAGCAUCAGGAGGAGCAGCUGCAGAGAAAGCUGCUGGGAAUGCAUAUUUUGUCACAAACAUGGAGCCCAUUAAGUUUUGGGAGUUUGUCUCGCUUAUUCUUGAAGGUCUUGGCUAUGACAGGCCAAGUAUCAAGAUUCCUGCAUCUGUUAUGAUGCCAAUUGCGCAUUUGGUGGAGCUGACUUAUAAGCUGUUAGCUCCUUACGGAAUGAAGGUUCCACAGUUGACUCCUUCAAGAAUCAGACUCCUGUCCCGUAGCAGAACAUUUAGUUGUUCAAAAGCAAGUGAUCGAAUAGGAUACGCACCUAUUGUCCCACUUCAGGAGGGCCUUAGGAGGACACUUGAGUCCUAUCCACAUUUGAGAGCUGAACACGGGCCAGGAAAGGAAGGUCCUUCUAAAUCAUCUGCAUCUCUUUGGAUGUUCUUCCUCAUGGUGGUUUUCUCUCUAUUAAUUCUAAGCAUCCUCGGCACCAUUUCACCAUGGAUUUUGUUCGGCAUAGGAAUCGCAGCUGCCUUUGUUGUGUUCUUUAUAUGUGACAAAAGGAAGAAGAAAUAGAUCAUUUCAUUCAAUCAUUUACCUGCAAAUUUUAGUCUGGUAUUUCUGGGAGAACUUUCAACUUUUAAGGAAAACCAAUAACGGGCCAUACUGCAAGGGCGCACGACGUCAUUCACUCAUUGGAGCUUCACUUACCUUGAGAGAAGGUUUCUUAGGCAUGUUUCUGAGUUCAUGGAUUUUGUUUACAUCCUUGACUGCUAUAUAGCAAUGUGCUUGUUCCAAGCCACUUUUUCUGUCUGAUCCAAUGAUGCCCCUGCGGUAUACAAUUCGCCCACGUUCCCCUUGUUUCCUCUAAUCAUCUUUGUUUUGUUUUCUUGCCAAUAUUGUUUGUUUAGUACAUUUAGCCUUGUUGUAUUGGCAAUAUUGUUUGUUAGGUACAAUUGAAAAGAGUGCUAACUAAAAGUUCUUAAAACCUU
Molecule: messenger RNA, 1849 nt
Organism: Nicotiana attenuata
Lineage: Eukaryota; Viridiplantae; Streptophyta; Magnoliopsida; Solanales; Solanaceae
Product: 3beta-hydroxysteroid-dehydrogenase/decarboxylase-like
Exons: 10
Coding region: 165-1433 (422 amino acids)
Biological process (GO): steroid biosynthetic process
Molecular function (GO): 3-beta-hydroxy-Delta5-steroid dehydrogenase (NAD+) activity
Source: RefSeq, a predicted model, not a curated record